AUCCCUUCAUCUACCAAAAAAUCAAUGGUAAUCUCCACAAAAUUACGAGCGGGCGUGGUUUUGGCAGCGGCGUUGUUGGUUAUGGCCGCACGUCCCUCGAUCUCUUCGACCGAUGCAUCAGUUUACAUCGAGAAUAGUUUGCCGACCAGCGAGGUGACGGCUCGGUGUCAAUCAAGAGACGACGACAUCGGAAGACACGACAUUGCCGUCGGCGACAGCAUUUCUUGGGGUUUCGGUGACAACGGUUGGUCGGAAACGCUGUUUUGGUGCGAUCUGAACGCCACGGAUUACGGGGUUCUUUCUUUCGACGCUUAUAAAGGUCAUGAGGCCGGAGUUCUCUACUAUCAUUACGUUUGGUUCGUCGAGGAAGAUGGAGUUCAUGUGCGAAAUCAGUACGGUAUAGUAGAACCAUUGCCUACCAAGUCGUGGGGAAACUGACUUUGAGAAUUGAUUCGAGCGAAGAAGACAGGUCGAUCUCGCGAGCUAAUUGAUAACAAGGUCGUUGUUGUUGUUGUUGUUGUGUUUUUGUCAGCUCAUGUUGUAUGUCUUUUUACCAGUUAUGUUGUGUAUAUCCGACCUGUCUCCCAACCUCUUUUUUACAGAGCUUAUCGACUAUCAUGAAUCAAUAUCUAAGUUUUCUAUAAUGUUUCGUUAAUACGUGUCUCAUUUUUUUGGAGGUGUCGUUCUAAGAUUAAGGCAGUAUUAAAGGCCAACACUCAAAUGAACUUUUUACAACCAGCAAAGGAGAGACUAGGAAUGAAAUUUUGAAUCCGCUAUGUUCGGCAUUAUCCGACCUGAUUUAAAAUGGGGCGUGUAUUACCCGACCCGCGGUAGUAUGGAGUGCGGCAUGAGUAUCGUGGUACCCUCUCAUUCCGCCCCAUUGCAAUGAUUACUAUGAGAGACGAAGCAUUUUGUCCAUUUUAUACCAAUUUCUUAAAGUAUCUAUCCAUAUUUUUCUUAUUUUGACUUUUCUUCAAUAAAUUAGACUUGGUGUU
Messenger RNA from Linum trigynum, 995 nucleotides. The record is from the annotation of a GenBank genome assembly. Lineage: Eukaryota; Viridiplantae; Streptophyta; Magnoliopsida; Malpighiales; Linaceae.